CAAACAUGGAUUUCUCUAUCUUUAUUAUCAGUUGUUUUGUUGGGUAUAAAAACCGGGUCUUGGGUCCAUUCUUCACACUUCAAAAUGAACUCGAAAAUAGUUGUUACACUAGUCUUGGCUUUCUGCCUUGUCCAGGGCAACCAUGCUGAAACCAUCGACGAAGUCAUUGCCGAUAUGACGACCCGAAUUAACGCCAUUAAGACCAACAUCGAUGGUAUCAUCCACGACGGUGGUAAACUAAUCGGCCAGGCCCGGAAAACCAUUGGUACCAUCGUCGCCCAUGCUGAAACCACCAUCUACACCCAAAUCGACCAAGUCAACAAUGUUGUCCAAGAAGCCGAAGCUGAAGCGGCCCAAAAAGUCGUCGAUGUUUCCCAAUGUGUCAAUGUUGUAAACGACGCUCUUGGUGUCCUUGAUCUUCACAAACUGGACGCUUGUAACAAUCAAGAAGCUUUGAACACCUUGAGGGCCAAAUUGGGCAAUUUGGGCCAACUCAAACACCAACUCUCCAGUGCGAUUAAUGGUUGUUUGGCCAAAAAUCCCAUCAAUGUUGUGGCUUUGCGAAACUGUAUUCAAGGGGACAUCGACUCUGUUAACACCCAAGUGGUACAAAUCCAAGAAGAAAUUAAUCUAGUGACAGCAGAAUCGACCCAAAAUGCCCAAAACUGUGCAAAUUCGGCUGCGACAAGUCUGCUUCAAACCAUUGACACCAUCGCCCAUGAUUUCAAGAAUUGUGUAUCUGCUAUUUUGUAAAUUAAGAGAAAGAAAAUAAAAAUUCUUGAUUAGA
Messenger RNA from Tribolium madens (black flour beetle), 787 nucleotides. RefSeq lists its product as uncharacterized. NCBI's taxonomy places the organism in Eukaryota, Metazoa, Arthropoda, Insecta, Coleoptera, Tenebrionidae. Bases 85 to 753 code for a protein of 222 amino acids. The transcript is spliced from 2 exons. The record is from RefSeq and is a predicted model, not a curated record.